CUGUCUUUAAUUUCUUAAAUCAUUAAAACUAUAUAACCAAAAACAAAACUCCAUCUUUUUAUUCCCCUUCAUCCACAAGAAAAAACAUUUAUUGUCUCUCUUCUUUACAAACCUCACGAAGAAAGAAAAAAAUGGAGUUGUUCACGAAAGGUAACAACGUUAAGCUACGAAGCCACCUAGAUAAGUUUCUAGUCGCCGACGAUGAUCAAGAAACCAUCCGUCAAAGCCGUAAAGGAGAUGCACGGCGAGCCGUUUGGACGGUUGAGCCAGUCGUCGAUAAACCUAACCUGAUAAGGCUGAGGAGCAGCCACGGUACGUACUUAACGGCUAGCAACAAACCGUUGCUGUUAGGUAUGACCGGUGAGAAGGUGACUCAGACGGCGUCGUUUAACAAGCUGAUGGAUUGGCAAACGCAGUGGGAACCGGAGAGAGAUGGGUUUCAGGUGAAGCUCAAGUCUUGGUGCGGCAAGUGGAUGAGGGCUAACGGAGGAACGCCGCCGUGGAGAAACUCUGUUACUCACGACGAGCCUCAUACGUCGAAGACCAAGAACUGGUUGAUCUGGGAUGUAAUAACUGUUGAUGGUUCUGAUCUUGAGAACAUGUCUGAUGGAGAUGAUGAGAGCUCUGUCUCUUCUCCGGUCGGGUCAGAACCCGGGUCGCCCGCUUCCGUCGGAAAUAUGAGGAGUAUUAGCCGGUUCGCUUCUCUUGGUUUACCUUUGUCUCCAAGAUGGUCCCCAAAACCGAAGAUAACGAGUAGCUUCAACCAAAAGGAAACAGUACCAUUAGUCUCAGCAAUGGAGUUUUUCCAGAAAGCAAAAGCUGUUCGUAUCCGCAACAGCCACAACAAGUACCUAACAGCAGACGACGACGAAGAAACCGUGACCCAGAACCGUAACGGAUCAACCAAAAACGCUCGUUGGACCGUCGAACCGGUUCGCGACUCUCACCACAUCAUACGUCUCAAAAGCUGUUACGGCAAAUACCUGACAGCUUCCAACGAGCGGUUCUUGCUCGGAGCUACGGGUAAGAAAGUGAUUCAGCUUAAACUGAGCCGGCCCGAUUCGUAUGUUGAGUGGGAGCCUGUUAGGGAAGGAUCUAAGAUUAAGCUUAGGACGAGAUCUGGUAACUAUCUCAGAGGUAAUGGUGGUCUUCCUCCGUGGAGGAACUCGGUGACUCAUGAUAAUCCUCACAUGUCGGCUACUCAGGAUUCGAUUUCUUGGGAGGUUGAUGUUGUUGAGAUCUUAACCGAUUCUGAGUUCAAGACCGAGUCUCCGAAAGCUCCACCUCCGCAGAAGACGAUGACGCCACCGCCGCAUAGGAGACCGUCGAAUUCGCCGUUGUCGGUUUCUCAUUCCAGGACUCCGUCUUCUCUUUCAGACAGAUCCGAUUCAGAUUCGGUUGAGUCUCCGCCUAAAUCUGAGGGGCGAACCAUAUAUUACCACAUCGCCGACGAAGAAGGACACGUGGAGGACGAAACAACCGUUGGAUACGCUUUCACUUUUAAAGGAAACAGCGUGGCGGAGCUGACUCAGACGUUGAGAGAAGAAACGUGCUUGGAAGACGCUGUGGUGUGCACUCGCAGUCCUUUAAACGGCAAGCUGUUUCCUCUUCGUUUGCAACUCCCUCCUAACAAUGGUACAUUGCAUGUCGUUUUACUACCCUCCAACGCUAGCCUCUAGACUUUUGCGGGAACGUUGCAAACCAAAAAUAAUCGAGAGCUAUGUGAUUGCGAUGUUCGACCCGGGAGACACUAGAAACGAGUGAUUGAAUUCUUAAUCUUUAGUAAGCGUCGACAUUAAAAUGAAAAAUUAGUAGUAAGAGUUUUUGAUUAUAGGAAGGAUUUUUAUAAGAUUCUUUUUUUUUUUUUUGGGAAUAUAAUACAAGCUUUUGUUUGUCUUUGUAAAUAAGCGAUUUCUUGGUAAACCAACACAUUUUGGAUUUUUGGGUUUUAUUUGCAUGAACAUGGAUUCGCCAUAGAAAAAUAUCA
This is a messenger RNA of Capsella rubella, 1987 nucleotides long. RefSeq lists its product as uncharacterized. The coding region runs from base 132 to 1679 and encodes 515 amino acids. NCBI's taxonomy places the organism in Eukaryota, Viridiplantae, Streptophyta, Magnoliopsida, Brassicales, Brassicaceae. The transcript is spliced from 3 exons. The record is from RefSeq and is a predicted model, not a curated record.